Messenger RNA from Branchiostoma floridae (Florida lancelet), 2285 nucleotides. Its product is annotated as tRNA (uracil(54)-C(5))-methyltransferase homolog. The record is from RefSeq and is a predicted model, not a curated record. Gene Ontology annotation, biological process: RNA processing. Gene Ontology annotation, molecular function: RNA methyltransferase activity. NCBI's taxonomy places the organism in Eukaryota, Metazoa, Chordata, Leptocardii, Amphioxiformes, Branchiostomatidae.
GCGCCCCCAUUGUCGAAUGGCAUAUUCCACAACAACAAAGAUGGCAGCCCCCUGUAGAAAAAUAUUCGCGUGUGCUUCACGUGUUCCGAUCGACUUUUCUGGCGUCAGCUUCCCCGAGAGAAACUGUUUCUUCUUUCAGCACUCAACACGAAGGGUACGCCUAGCCGCAAGAUACGUAUGGGCCCGAUCCAUUGUAAGUUUCAGGAAGCUAGAGAGCUCUUUGAAACCCGGGGAGCCACAAAAUGUUACAGAGAAUACUCUCAAAGAUGAGGAAAGCAUUCAGGACAGAUUACUGAAGCAGGUUAUACCACUGUGGAGAUCAGGAAUGUCAUAUGAGGCCCAGUUAAAGUGGAAGUACCACGAGGCAGCCCAUGUGUUGAAGAUCUUGGCCCGGAAGCUGUCAGCAGUUUGUCCCCCUGACUGGCCUGUCAUGAGGCAGGCCGAGGAGAACAGCGGCAUGUGCUGUCCACUUGACAAUACCAAACCUUCACCCAUCACAGAAGGUUACAGAAACAAGUCUGGCUUCUCCAUAAACAAGGGUCCGGACGGGAACGAGAAGACAGUGGGACUGUUUGCAGGCAGAGGGAGGCGGUAUAACAUCAUCUGUGUGCCAGCAGACAGGUGCAUCAACAUACCUGAGGCACAUCUACAGGUGGCUAGGGUGUAUCAGCAGUACAUCCGGUCCUCCCCCCUGCCCGCCUGCAUCCUGUUCCACGAGGGAGGACACUGGCGGGACAUCACUGUCAGGACCAACGUGGCAGGGGACAAGAUGGUCAUCAUCACAUUCUUCCCUGGUCAGCUCUCACAGGAAGACAUGGAGGCUGAGAAGAGCAAAAUUGUGGAGUUCUUCAUCAAUGGACCAGGCAAGGUCUGCAACAUCACCUCGCUGUACUUCCAAGCAAGGUGACAGCCAACACUACUCUGCUGGAUAUAUGCUGUGGGACAGGCACAAUAGGCAUAGUCCUUGCCGACUCUGUGAAAAAAGUAAUAGGAGUGGAGGUGGUCUCCCAGGCAGUGGAGGAUGCUAACGUUAACGCUGUAUUAAAUGAUGUAGAAAACGCAGAAUUCAUCUGCGGUAAAGCAGAGACCGUCCUCCCCCAUCUGGUCCCAGAACUGCAGAACACCCCCGAGGUGGUGGCUGUGGUGGACCCGGCCAGGAAGGGCCUCAAUCCUAAAGUGACCGGCGCAAUAAGAAACUGCCCCUCCCUGAACAGACUGGUGUACAUAUCCUGCAAGCCUCGUGGAGAAACCAUGAGGAACUUUAUUGAGCUGUGCGGUCCACCUACAGGCAAUGUGCAAGGACCUCCAUUUGUACCCGUGCAAGCUGUUCCCAUUGACAUGUUCCCUCACACCAGCCAUGUAGAACUCGUAGUGUUAUUUGAGAGACAAAAAGCUCAAACAGUAUGACAAACAGCAAUGGGUCCUCCUACACGUUAAUAAUAACUGUAACAGCCUACAUGUACCAUCAGACAUAUGCCCAGCUGCAACUCUGACUUGACUUACUUGACUUAUGUUGUGUGCCGCCCCUUCCCUUCCAUCCGAACCACUUUGGCUGCCCAGGAGUCCCUGUCCAGCGUUGCUUUUCCCUGGCUGUCUGGCUCUAGUCCUGUAUCCAUUCUCAGCACAUCUAUGUAGGUAAGGGGUGGUCUUCCCUGCCUCCUAUUCCUGUGUGCUGGUGUCCAUAGAACUAGGCUGCUUCUUUGUUGUUUCUGUAGCAAUGUCCAGCAAACCUCAGCCGUCUUGCCCGUACUUUGCGUGACAGUUGGGAAAGUCCAGAGUACAACACUUUGUUGGUACAGUGUUGCUCCCAGCUUGUGCAGUUUGAUGGGUACUAUACAGUUGGAUGGGUUGUAUACAAGGAUGUUAAGAUGUGUCCACAACACAAGCUGGGAGCACAAGAGACUCUUACAAUAACAGAAAUAACUGACCAAAUGAAAACAAAUCAUACAUAGACGUUCACUUUAUUCAGUUUUGUGAUACUUGAACUUGUAUUCCAUGUAUGUGUGAGAAUAGUACUCAAGUAAUUAUAUAUGUAUCUUUCUUAUAUCUUGUCCAGCCCUUAUGUAUACAUCCUCCUUGAGAUCUCAAUGAAAAGCAGCCUGCAGGCCGAUUUCAGCUUCUCAUGAAUAAACAAUGAUAGAAAAGACGUCUUAGAAACCUGUGAACGUAGAAUUAUGCUAUCCAAAGUGGCUUCAAAGAAGACAACUGUCUUAACAUUUAGGAUGCUAUUAUAAAACGUGCUCAUCUUAAAAUGUAUUCAAUUUUAAUGGCCUUCACAACAUCAA